Molecule: messenger RNA, 3948 nt
Organism: Penicillium soppii
Lineage: Eukaryota; Fungi; Ascomycota; Eurotiomycetes; Eurotiales; Aspergillaceae
Product: putative translation regulator (Cya5)
Exons: 1
Coding region: 1-3948 (1315 amino acids)
Molecular function (GO): protein binding
Source: RefSeq, a predicted model, not a curated record
AUGUUCGAACGGGCAACGGGUUGCUUUGAGAACGCAGGACGGCGUUUCCUACAGGACUCCAAAUGUGCGAUCCGGAGCAGAAGCUCCGUUCCUCAUCGAUUUCGAACGGACAAUGGCGCUGGAGCGGAUUCCCCCUACUGGUUCCUAGCGCUCCUGCAGGCGUCAGUUCAACAAUCAUCUCCCGCCCUCAACACCAGCAACGAAAGUCAAGGAGGAGGAGGAGCUAUCAGCAGCUCAGGGCUGCUUCCGGACUUCCUAUGUCCUCGACAAUCCCAAUCAUUUGUGGCUUCCCGGCUGUCUCGCUCCCAAAAGAGACCUGGACUGCAAAGGAAAAAAACAUUUGCGGCCCCGUCAAGGCCAUUUAUAUCCAUCUCGAGCCUACGUCAAGCGGUCGCCGACGGUUCACUCGGUCACGAAAACGAACCCCAACAGCCCGAAACGCCACAAGAUCCUGAUAUCGCGCGGGCGCGAGAAACCCAGGCCGACUUGCAUGCCUUCUUGCAGAAAGAUGGCCACCAGUAUGAUCACGCCUGGGUGCGCUACGUCGCAGCUGGGCGCCCAUCAAAUAUGGCCUCGGCACUUUGCGCCUAUAUGAGCUCAUCGAAAGACUUCAAUAAUCAGAGACGAGCAUAUGAACUCUUUCAACAAAUUCCGCCUGAAGAUCGCACCAAGUACGACUUCAAAAACAUUUUAAACUCGCAACUUCUCGCGGCAUCUCGGACAAAACCUCGUUUUUUAUAUUCUCUUUGCGAGCAAGUCGUUACUACCCCCUUUGCAGAAGGUUUUUUGACAAGAGUCUUGAUUCACCAUGUGGAAAACAGACAGUGGGCUCGACUUACAAAACUAUGGCAGUUAUUGUUGGACACCCCACAAAAGCAACGCCCAACAUUGGCUGCUUUAUUAUCCAAGAUCACCCGGUUCAGAUUUGCAGAAUACUCCCUCUCGAGGCACCUCCUUGAUCUUGCAGAUCAUUUGGAGUGUAACAAGAUGGAUUCUACAGUCAAAGAUUUUGCCCGGCGUCUCCUUGCACAUUAUAUCAAGUCUCAUGAUUUGCUCAAGCUUACACCCAUAACAACUUUGCUUGAUGUUCUGAAGAAAUAUACAUCCCUCAGAUGUAUCGGAAGAACCAAAUGGAAAAAUUUGAUUGAAAGAUUUCAAUCGGGCUCAAGAUCAGAGUUCAUCAACUCCAUUCUUCUUUAUCGCCAAUUUCGUGUGGUCUUUCCAAAUGAACAUCCGCCUAGGAAGCUAUUGCCUCGUUUUAUAGAACGCCUGUUGGAGUUUCAGAUUCCGGAGACCACGGAAUACUUCUUGGAUGAAUUAUCACACUUUUAUUCUAAACCGAGCGUCACAGUCUACAAGAACGUCAUGGCUGCUUUCUCUGGGACCGGAGAUGCUAAAUCUGUUGACCGCAUCUUUGAUAGGUUUUUGGCAGACCAUGGAAACCCCAAGAGUCGGAGAAUCGUGGCUCCAGUUCUGCUUGUUCACGCGCGACUAGGCGAUGUACCCGAGACACUGCGACAAUUCCAGCGAAUCUCCGCAGAAUUCGGGCUUGUGCCGAACACAGUCUGUUGGAACAUCCUGAUCUUGGCACAUGCUAACGCCGGAGAUCUGCAAGGUGCUCUUUCUACGUUCUCGUUAAUGCUAAAGAGUGGCGAACCUCCCGAUUCCCACACAUUUGGCACGUUGCUGGCGCUUUUCUCUAAGCGAGGCGAUGUUCAAAAUGUCAGGAGAUUGAUCACGGAGGCGCAGAAACGACAGGUCAAAAUCACAAGGCCAAUGCUUGAUACGGCUGUACAGGUGUACUGCAAUAAUGGGCAGUUGUCAUUUGCGGAAGAGCUUGCCGCGGCCAGCUGGAAUUUAGCAGAAGGAGGUUCUCCUCUGUGGAUGUGGAACACGAUUCUAAUGCAGUAUGCAUUCAGAGUAUCUAAGUUCUCCUUCCGCCGUGUCCUGGAUCGCAUUGGGAAACUCGGAAUGACACCGGAUGCCAUGACUCAUGGAGCUAUCAUCCUUGCCUAUGCCACUGCCAAUCAACCCGAUUUUGCCCGCACUGCGUUGAGAAGGAUGCACCGAAUGGGCCUGCAACCUACUCAAUUCCAUUAUUCCGUCGUUCUGUUCGGAUAUUUGAAGAUGCGCAAUCGCGACAUGGUGCACGUCAUCCUUGGCGAAAUGGAAACCCGCUUCGGUCGAGUAGGAUUGAGUGCGAAUCUUUUAAAUCUCAAGAUGCAGAUCCAGCGAGAUUUGGAGAAUGCACGCGAUCAGAACGUGCCUGCUGAAGAGGUGAUCUUGGAGCAUGCAGAAAAGACGAUUUUAGCAUCACUCGAAACCUUCGAUGCCAAUCCUUCGCCAGCUAAACAUAAAUCACGCGACUCAACUGAGGGCUCUGCGCUGGAUUAUUCCACUGUUAUGCACUAUGAACACGUUAUUAAAACAUAUAGUGCCCAAGGUGCUACUGAAAAGGCCUUUGAGAUGCUCAGCCAAUUUCUGCACCGCAGACAACUUGCAGGCGUGCCAGCUAAUGACUUGCAGUCUCUGCCAUUUGAGCUUGUCAAAACCAUGAUGGUGGUCUAUUUGAAAGCACAAGAGUUUGAGAAAGUGGAGGAGUGUUGGCACGUUUUGUUACGCGAUGCUAACAAAAUCGCUGGCCAUGUGGACAUUGAGGGGAUCCUUGCUAGUGAGGCAUUGACGUCAGAUCUGCCUAUAUCGGUCGACUCUAACACAGAGGGUCGGAUUCUACCAUCUCGUCGUUUCAUUUUAGACUUUCCUUUGACGAUUUACAUCCGAUCUUUGGCCUGUCGAGAACAGUACGCGAGAUUAUCCGACGUCAUAGCCGAGUUUCAGAAUGCAGGCUUUGCACUAACGGGUACCAACUGGUCGAAUUACAUUUCCGCGCUUGCGUCCUCGGAAAAUUUCGAUGACAACGUGGAAUCUUUCCAAUUGUUUGAGGAAAAGUUUUGCCCUCAUUUCCCUGGAUGGUCCUGGAUGGUCAAAGGAUACGGGAUCAGGCCCAUCCAUGCCCCCAUGACAAUCCUUCAUCUCGACGGUAAACCUGGUGCCACCAAGCCUCGCCGGAUGAUGGGCAAAAAGGCCAGAGCACACUGGCGAAUGAUCGAGCCUGACUACAUGCAUCCUCAUUACCCCACCAUGGUGCUCCUCGCCAGCACAAUGCGACGUAUUCGGGAAGCAAGUAUCGAGGACGGCCCUGGAAAGAUGGAGGCUCUCCAUGCAGCCGCUCCAAAGACAUUCGAAAUCCUCUCAACGAUGCCAUAUCUGCGCGAGAAAUACCAGGGUGCAUUGCUCCGCGACAAGGAGGCAUUUGAGAACCAACUCCCACUCCCGAUCAGACUCUUCACCACGCGGACUGGCGCUCUUGGCCUCGAAUCCCGCCCUAAAACCCGCACCUUUUGGCAGGCAAAGCACCAACCGCUCGACUUUGAAAUUUAUGCCGAGCCCCGUCCCGUCGAUGAGAAAAAUGUUACCAGGUUGCUCAACGACCCAGACAGUGCAAAACUGGGCUCCCUGGCGAGCAUCCUCCCUCGCUCUGAGCGCAUUGAUCUGGAGACCCAGCACCACGAGUACCACAAGCUCACGGAGCAAUGGAAGAAGGGCGCCCAGCGCAGACAGGCCACGAUCGAGCGUGCACGCCAAGAAACCAACGGCCGGUUGCAUGGCGUGCCUGUCAAGGCUAUUGUCAAGAGGGGCCAUCUCAAGCAAAAUCUUGUCCAGCGGCAUGUAUUCGACAAGUACUAUAGCAAGUGGAAGUUGAAGAAGCCAAGUUACCUCUUAUAUAAGCCCAUCUCGGGACUUAGGGAGAGACGCAAGCUUGGACCUUAUCUCAAACAGCGUGGAUUAGGACGGCGAAGAACGAAGAGAUACGAAGACCCUCGCAGCAAUUCUCGAACCAAAGAUUCUCAGGCCAGAGUUGCUCGAGCCAAAGCCGCCGCUGGUUGA